AUGGCGAAGAAUGCACCUUCAAAUGAAUUACAAGGACUAUCAGAAAGAAAGCAGAUGAUUAAAUCAUUUUCUCAAGAAUUUAUAUGGAAACCUACAUUGAAGAUUGUGUCACCUAAAGCGCAUUCUCCAAAAAUUAUUAGGAAAAAAUUAAUUGAUACUCCUUUGCCUCCGAUUCCUAUACCAGUCAGGAAAAAACAGACCUUAGAAGCUCCCUUCAUAGAUAGAAAAGAGUAUAAUUACCAUACAAAAAUUGUUAAAGAUGACUAUGGAGAUAGGGUAAAUAACUAUUAUUCCAAUUAUUUUCACGUAGAAUCACAAAUGGGGAGAAAGCAACGUAUACAAGAAUUAAUGGAAAAAAAACGAAACCAUAUUUCUUAUGCAGCCCCUGGAGAUAAGCCUUAUAAGAAGCCCGAACAGUCCUCAGGAUUUUUCCUUUUAGAUGGCCUUGUAUCAGGGGUCGACUAUAAAACCCCUAUAUCUUUCAGAUUUUUAAAAAAUCUCCCUAAUAAAUACAAUGGAGCAGGAAUCUAUACGUCGCUUAUGAAAACUCUGUCAAAAGAAAAGCUCAAUAAACCUUAA
Molecule: messenger RNA, 579 nt
Organism: Blepharisma stoltei
Lineage: Eukaryota; Ciliophora; Heterotrichea; Heterotrichida; Blepharismidae
Source: the annotation of a GenBank genome assembly